GACUUUAGUUAUUAGAUCUAGAAAUAUGGCGGAUGGAUAAUCUCUAGUAACUAGAUCUAGAAUCUAGUUUAGAUCUAUUUCCUAGAUCUCUGUAUAGAUCUAGAAUAAAAUUAGUCUAGUCCAACGAAAUGUCUUUUUAAUCUGAAAUAAAGAGUCAGUUCUCAAAGUAAUUUUUUGUGAAGCUAAAAAGAAAAAUGCCACCAACUUCAGGUGAAUUGUGGGAGCAUCACUUGAUGCCCCAGCAGGUGGAUGUGGAUUGUCUUCUCCCUACAGGGGUCAUUGUUCCAUUGCUGUGCUCACGUGACUCAACCCUAGAAACCAUCAAAAAAGACUUAUGGCUGGAGGCCAGAAAAUAUCCUCUUUUUCACAAACUCAUGGAAUCCGAAUCUUAUAUAUUCCUGGGUAUAACACAAGAUGCAAUGAAGGAAGAGUUCUACGAUGAGACUCGGCGACUGUGUGAUCUACGAUUAUUUCAGCCUAUUCUGAAAGUUAUGGAACCUAAAGGAAACAGACAAGAAAAAAUGCUGAACUAUGAAAUAGGCAUGCUUAUUGGAGUUCCUGUGAAUGAGUUCAAUGAAAACAAAGAUUUAGAGGUUAUUACUUUUCGCAGGAAUAUUUUGAAGGCCUGUAAAGAUGUAGUUGAUAACCGAGAUCAGCAGGGAGACCAUACAAGAGCUCUUUAUGCAUAUCCUCCUGACAUAGAUUCAUCAGAAAUGCCUAAACAUUUGAUGGAUAAAUUAAAAGAAAACCCAGUGUUUCUCUUUGCAGAAAACUCAGUGUUCAUUUGUGUAUGGGUGGUGUCAGAUGACAAUAACAGAAUGAAGUACACAGUCAAAGUGCCCUUGACUGCAUUCCCUAGUGAUGUUAUUGCAGAGACCAUUAGGCGCAGGUCUCGUUUUAUGAACAUGACCAAAGAACAUGCAGAGAGAUGCAUCGAAGAGUACCGGCAUCUCUAUGUCCUUAAAGUAUGUGGCUGUGAUCAGUUCUUGCUAGCAGAAUGCCCAAUUAGUCAAUAUAAAUGUAUAAGAGAAAGUCUUAUCAAAGAAAGCAUUGCACAGCUUAUGCUUCAUACCAAAGAAAGUGUUUAUGCUACUCUUCCUGAAACCAAUUUUUCUUGGCCAUCUUAUGUGCAAAGAGGCAUUCAGGCUCUUGCAGAAAUCAACCAAACACAAACUCUCUUCAUCUGGGAAGUACAAGCUAAACUUCGAGUCAAAAUAAAUUGUGCAACUUAUGUCAAUGUCAAAGAGUUAGGCAAGAUCUACAUACGUGCUUGUAUAUAUCAUGGUACUGAAGCACUAUGUGAAGCCAUCAACACUAACAUGGCAGACUCCUCCAGCCCUAGAUGGGAUCAGUGGUUAGAGUUUCUUAUGUUACCUGACCUUCCCAGAUCAGCCAGACUGUGUCUCUCAAUAUGUUCAGAGUCCAAAAGAAGAAACAGAAAGGUUCAAUUUGCUCUGGCUUGGGGCAAUCUUCAGCUCUUUGAUUUCAAUAAGCGCCAUCUCACUGGGAAAUAUAGCCUGUAUAUGUGGUCAAUGCCUCAAGGCAUGGAUGAUUUGUUAAAUCCUAUUGGUAUACCAGGUUCCAAUCCUCAGAAAGAUUGUCCUUGUUUAGAAAUAGAGUUUGAUCGUUUUUUGCACCCUCUCUCUUAUCCUCCAGACAGCUAUUUUGAGCAGCUAGCAAAUGUUGUUAUGAUUAAAGAGGCUCAACAGGGACAUCCUGCCAAACCAACAGAGAAUGAAUUGAGGUGUCUAGAUGAGAUUAUUGAAAAAGACCCUCUGUCAGAUAUAUCAGAACAAGACAAAGCAUUAUUAUGGAAGUUAAGAGAAAUUUGUUUGACUCGUCCCAAAGCUUUGCCGAAACUUCUGUCUGCAGUCAAAUGGAGUGAUAGAGAGAGUGUUGCAUUGCUGUAUGAACUUCUCAGGAGGUGGCCAAUCAUUCCUUGUGAGGUUGCUUUAGAACUAUUAGAUUGUUCCUACACUGAUCUUGUGGUCAGGGAGUAUGCUGUAAAAUGUCUAGACCAGAGACUCAAAGAUGAUAAACUAGCCCAGUAUUUGUUACAAUUAGUUCAGGCUAUCAAAUAUGAACCUUAUUUGGAAAGUCCAUUGACAACGUUCCUGCUGAAACGAAGUUUAUUUAGUCAAAGAAUCGGCAAUGCAUUUUUCUGGCAUCUUAAGUCAGAGAUGCACCAAACAUCAACUCGACUCAGGUUCGGUCUCAUACUAGAAGCAUAUUGCCGAGGCUGUGGCCCUUAUAUCAAGAACCUGGCUCAACAAGUAGAAGCCCUUGAUAAACUUACCAAGCUUUCAGACAUGCUCAAGCAUGAAAUCGCUGCGGAUGAGCACAUGAAAUAUCUCCACACCCAACUCCAGCAGCCUGACUACAAGGAAGCCUUACAGAACUUACACAGUCCCCUCAACACAUCACACAUUCUUGGGGAAAUCAACCUUGAAGAAUGUUGUGUCAAAACAAGCAAAAAACUUCCCUUAUGGCUAGUUUGGUCUAACCCAGAUGCCAUGGCUGACAUGGGGGACAUGCACUAUAGAAUAAUGUUCAAGAACGGAGAUGACUUGCGACAAGACAUGUUAACAUUACAAGUUAUCAGGAUCAUGGACUCGAUCUGGAAAAAUGAAGGAUUAGAUCUCAGACUGAUUCCUUAUGGCUGCCUAUCCACUGGCAAAGAAGUGGGCGUGAUUGAGAUAGUGAAAAAUGCAAAGACCAUAACAGCUAUACAGUCCAGAGGAGGGACUCUGUCAUCCAUACAAAUUGACUCAUCUCAGCUUCAUAAGUGGAUCAAGGACCAAAAUCCUGACAGGUAUGAACAUGCUAUAGAGUUGUUUAAAAGAUCGUGUGCAGGGUAUUGUGUUGCUACCUUCAUACUUGGUAUCGGUGACCGACAUCCAGAAAACAUCAUGGUUACCUCAGAAGGUCAGGUAUUUCACAUUGAUUUUGGUCAUUUUUUGGACCACAAAAAGAAGAAAUUUGGUAUCAACCGUGAGAGAGUGCCAUUUGUCUUGACAGAAGAUUUUCUCAAAGUGAUUGCUGAGGGAGCAGAUAAAACAUCAAAGCAUCCAGGGUUUAAACAGUUCCAAGAAUUGUGUGGUAAUGCCUACCUCAUUUUACGCAAGCAUGCCAAUUUGUUCAUCACUCUGUUCACCAUGAUGCUUCAGUGUGGUAUUCCAGAGCUGCAAUCUUUAGAUGACAUUGGUUACAUACGCAAGACUUUAGCAGUGGAAAAAACUGAAGAGAAAGCCCUUGAAUAUUUUCAGCAACAAUUCCACAGUGCAUAUGGUGACUCAUGGACCACUAAAGUAGACUGGUUUUUCCACAACUUUAUACAUUCAAAAACUUAGGCAACAUUGAAUUAUCUCAUGGCAACAUUGGAUUACCACAACUGUGUGAUUAAACUAUAGACCAGACUUUUGGACUUUAAUUCAGGUCAACUCAGAAUAAUCUGUGUUGUGAUUAAAUCAAUUGUUGAAUAUCUUCAGAGUGCAUGUGUGUGUGUUCUUUUGAUGUACAAGUGUUUACAUCUCAUUGUAUGAUUCAUAGGGUAUUUGUUUUAUGUCAUUCAGUUUUUUGGUAAUUAAGCCUAAAUGAUAUUAUUGAUUUGUCCCAACUAUUGUCUUUUCUCUGUUAUUUUUUUGUUUGCAGAUGUUUUGAAACAAAAAUUUGUUUUAUUCAUUGAUUGAAACCUUUUUUCUACAGUUCAUUACAAUGUAUAUUUGCUAACUUUCUUUCCUUGGCAUUAUUAAAACAUAGAUCUUUUGUUUGUAUUUAGGGCUCAAACUACUUUAUACCCAUCCUAAUGUAAAUCAUAAUUUCUAUUCUAAGGGUCAUUAUUGUCCUUUAUUUUGGCCAGCAUAAUAAAACAACAAACAAUAGUCUUCAAAUAUUUUGUUUCUAAACAUUUUUUUUUUUGGCAUUCAACUUUGAGCGCUAAGAGAAUUUUAGGCUAUCAAAGAAUAGAAAGGAAUGGAUAACAAUGUAUAAAGAGCUAUCAGGAAUCAAGCUAAUUUAUGUCAAAUUUCCUCAUGCCCAGAAUGUAAUUAACUUUUUCAAAACAAAGAUUGAAUUCAGUCCUCUUCUAGUACAUAGAAAAUAUGCUCAUCUUUGCACAUAGUUCACAGUUUAUGAAGGUGUAGCUUCAUCAGGAAAACAUAUUUCUUGGGAAUUGUACCAGUAUUUUAGCUGAAGUUAACUAUAAAUAGAUUGCUUCAGAAUAUUUUUUUUUUCUAGAUAAAAAUGUCUUUGUGUAAAGUACUUUAAGUUUAACAAUUUUUAAAAAGUCUUUGUUUUCAUUUUAAUUUUAGAACACUUUACUUUCCUGUUAGUUGUUUUAAAGUUUGUAUUGAGUUAUGAGCGGCUUUUAUUUUUUUAGUAGACAUUGUCUUUUUUUGUUUUAUUAAAUGUUCAUGACUUGGAAAUGUUUUAUGAAUUCAAUAUGUACACAUUUUUUUACAGUGCAUUUCAAUGCUAACGGCUAAAUAUUGUACUUAAUCAUUUCUUUAGUUUUUCCUGAAUUUAAAAAAUAAAAAUUGGCAUAAUGGUUAUCAGACAUAAGAGAACUGAAAAUGUUAUAGUCCAUAUGAUUAGUAGGCUAAAAUUUGAAUUAAAUUUGUUUUUAAAAAAAAAAGUUUAUUUUAUGUGAAUAGAAAGUUAAAAUUUGUAUUAAAUUGGUUUUAAAAAAUUGUCUGGGUAAAAUUGUUUUAAAAAAAAAAAGGCAGAAAAAUUAAAUCUAGAAUUUAAAAAACAGAAUAGAUUUGUUGUUUUAAACAAUAAAUAAUUUUCUAUUCCAUAUAAUUAAGACUGUGUGCAUAUAAGACCUUCAUUGUCUUGUUAGCUCAGGCCAAACUGAUCAGCAAUGCCUCCACUAGGGUGGAGGAGAAGAAAACUGUAUCCUAUCCUUUGAAACUGUUCCAGACUUGCAGAUCAGGAGAACCAGGUUUAUGAUCGAAUCAUUGUGCUUUUAUCCAAGCCAUUUAAAAGGGAGGAUCUGGGCUUCUCAAGUUCAUGCUGAAAUAAGAGUUUGAUGUUUUCUUAACAAAGGCAUUGCUUAUGUGAACAACAAUCAAAAACACUUGAAUGGUGAUUUAAUUAAUAUAUGUGGCCCAAUAUAACAACAAAUCACUAAAUUUAUAAUUGCUCUGGUGAAGCUUAUGGAAAUAAUGUCCAACAAAAAAUAAAAGCCUUUUAAUCAUGUUUUGAUGGCACAUUGUUUGCUCAGGGGAUUGACUUUUUCAGAUAGAAUAGUCUAGGGGACGAGUCUAGAAAGAAAAAAAAAUGUUUUGACUCUGAUUUUGUGACAUUAUUGCCAUUUAUGUUCAUUUCCACAUGAGUUCCAUAUGACCAGAAAUGUCUAGCACAAUUUGUGUGCUGUACAUUGUAAGUCAUGUUAGUUGAUCUUCCAGUUGGUAAGAUUUAGUCUGCAUCUUUUUUUUUUAUCGUUCUUAUGUGUGUCAGCUGGUGGUCACUCUAAUAUAUAUAGUUGUAAUAAUAAAAUAAAAGUUGAUCUCACAAUCAAAUGACAAAUGUCAUUUUGCCUGAAUCAAUCAGACUUAAUUAGAUUCACUGAAAACAUAAGCCUUGAUUAAACUUUUUUUUUAAGUCCCUUUAAAAUUUAGAUUUCUCGCUUGAAAAUGUGCAACUGUACAGAAUUUUGUAUGUACUAUGUUAUGUGUAUAUAUCGAAUAAAUAAUCUAUUGGAAUUUGAUAUACAUAAUACAGAAGUGUAAAGAAAAGAGGGUGGGGUGGAACAGACAUCCAAAUUAUAGGAAUUUUUCAACUAAUUUGUCUGUCUUUAGUGUCUGAUAGUUGAUUGAUCUUUAAGAAGUAAACAUCAGCUUAUCAUCAUCUUUUCUUUGCGUUCCUCAAGGAACAUAGGGCCUCAAUCAAGCUUAUAGAAAGACGAAAAAGAAUGUCUAGUGCAACUUUCUACAUAAUAAUUUAUAGAUGUAUCCUAAUACUUUCUUAAGGAAACAUCUUUAAUCUGUUAAUAGUUGCAUGUGAUUAUACUUUUUUUUGGUAGAAGAAACAAGAUAUCAAUUCAUAUUCUUUGAUAUUUAGCUUUUGAAUUAAAAAAAAAACAUCUUGGAGAUACUAAAUUAUAUUUCUAUAGAACUUUGUAACUUACUCUCAUAGCCAGGACCAUAGAGGAAAUGGAGUUAGGUUUACAUACAAUAGUGAAUUUUUGUGUUCUGGUUUUUUUUCUAGUACUAGUCUUGACUCGUCUGUGUAGGCCCAGUUUCCUUGUAUAUCAGAACUAUUUUGCUUUCUUUUGAUGAAAUAAAUGCUCAUAAUAUCUUUUAUUAAUUAAGGAUCAUAAUAUCUGUCAUCAUUGAUCAGAGCAUCCGUUAUUAAAGAUCAUAACAUUUGUUAUUAAAGAUCAUAGCAUCUCUGUUAUUAAAGAUCAUAGCAUCUCUGUUAUUAAAGAUCAUGAUGUCAUGAAA
Messenger RNA from Biomphalaria glabrata, 6446 nucleotides. Its product is annotated as phosphatidylinositol 4,5-bisphosphate 3-kinase catalytic subunit alpha isoform-like. The record is from RefSeq and is a predicted model, not a curated record. Gene Ontology annotation, cellular component: cytoplasm; phosphatidylinositol 3-kinase complex; plasma membrane. Gene Ontology annotation, biological process: cell migration; phosphatidylinositol-mediated signaling; phosphatidylinositol 3-kinase/protein kinase B signal transduction. NCBI's taxonomy places the organism in Eukaryota, Metazoa, Mollusca, Gastropoda, Planorbidae. The transcript has 23 exons. Bases 195 to 3350 code for a protein of 1051 amino acids. Gene Ontology annotation, molecular function: 1-phosphatidylinositol-3-kinase activity; 1-phosphatidylinositol-4-phosphate 3-kinase activity.